Fundulus heteroclitus (mummichog) is the source of this 2088-nucleotide messenger RNA. Its product is annotated as protein FAM124B. Gene Ontology annotation, cellular component: nucleoplasm. The transcript has 7 exons. NCBI's taxonomy places the organism in Eukaryota, Metazoa, Chordata, Actinopteri, Cyprinodontiformes, Fundulidae. The coding region runs from base 441 to 1943 and encodes 500 amino acids. The record is from RefSeq and is a predicted model, not a curated record.
CCCUACACAUUUAAAUCUGUCCAGACCGUCUGCUGCCUCCUUUGUCCUCUCAUAAUGUGGGACUCCUGCCAUCUGCUCUCUCUCAUCAUUGUUAUUAUUAUAGGCGGCUUUGGCUUUAAAGUCGCACCUCUCCUUGUGCUCCCCUUUCGCUCACAGUUUUACUCCCUAAACAACCCGUAUUUGUUCUCAACUCUUGCGUUUACGUGCAGGGUUUAGAGAGUAAAUCUCUUCUUUUUUUUUCAUUUUAACGGUGUGCGGUUGCCUAGUGACGUCAGUGUCCCAGUAAGAUCCCAGUCUCUCUGGUGUUUUUUUCCCCCCACUUUGGAAAGGCUGUGCCAAAACAAAUCAGGAUGUUUUCCACUCCUGAGUCGGAUUAUUGGGAAACGCUGCUCAGACUUUAAGCUCGGGGGGCCCCAAAUGUGAGGAGAGCGGAGCUGACGAUGUGGCGGAGAGCCCGGGAUGAAAACGUGGACUCCGGAGCCGACACAGCCGAAUCUGUCAGCAGCAGAAUAUCAUCGUCUGCCAGUGAGCUCAUGAACAGACGGGCCAGGCAGCAGCGGCAGCAGCAGCAGCUCUUGCCGAUAAACCUGCACCUGCUGGCCAACCCUGGAGACUCUUUGCUGCUGCAGCAGACCCUGGACCGCCUGCUGCGCUGGCUCUGCCCCAGCCUCCGCAUCUUCCACGUGUCGGAGAGGGCGUCCCCUUUCAGGACUCACACCCCCAUUCGUCCCAUGGCCGGCUACCCCUCUCUGGCCAUCACCUUCUUCCUCCACGAAGCCUACGGAGAGGAGCGGAUCCUUAAAGUGCUGGACUUCUUCCAGCGGCCCCCCUGGCGGUACCACCACACCGAGAGCUGCGGCCCCCGGACCGCAGGCGUCCACAUCUCCUCCGGCAGCUCCCCGUCCGGCGCCCUGCGGCCCUACCUCCUGCCCAGCAGAGACUUUUACAGCCUGGGCGCGGGCAUGCCUGUGUGGGGGGUGCGGCCCGUGCACUGCGGAGGGGAAAUCCUGCGCGCGACGCUCUACAGCAGCCACGGCAACUACGAGGACGCGGUGAGGUUCUACGAGACGGUCCUGCAGCGGCAGGCCGAGGAGCAGAAGGCGGGCUUCUGCUGGUUCACCCUCCACACAGAGCCCGGCCUGUGCCUUCAGCUGGCCUUGAAGCAGCUUUCCCCGGGCGUGGGAGUGGAAGCGUGCAGCUCCGCCGUGCUGCAGUUCAGCGUGGAGGAAGUGGGGCAGCUGGUGCCGCUGCUGCCCAACCCCUGCACCCCCAUCAGCACGACGCGCUGGCAGACGGAAGACCUGGACGGCAACAAGGUUCUCUUUCAGGUGAAGAAUCCAGCGCCGCCUCAGCGACCUCUGACCUGUGCCUUUCCCCUCACCUGCUUCGACGUGCCCCCCGAAGGAGUGGCGCUCCGGAGCAGCGGACACGGCGACAGCUUCGUGCCCUGCGGCCUCACGGCAUCCCUGACCGGGUCAGCUCACACGCAAGCAGGCCGGACGCGCAGCGAGCCGGCUCUGGAGAAGCUUCUCGGAGGCUGCGGCGGCCCAGAGAGCCUGGGAUCGGGGAGCUGCUGCAGCACCCCGCCCGGAAGCUCCUGUUACUCGUCCCAGCGCAGCAGCCCCGCUCAGCUCUCCGCCCCCGGCCACCCCGACUCUCCCCUGCGCCCCUCCGUCACCCGUUCUCUCUCCCGCCUCCUCCUGGAGGAGGGGGAAGAGGAGACCGACGUGGACACGGGAGCUGUCUUCUCCCCCCGCUCGGACGCCGCGGUCAAAACCAUCAGUCGCUCCCCCUCCAUGGACCUCAUGAGGACUGGUCACCCUGAGAGGGCUUUUCCUGUGGAGCAACAGGCGAGACGACCAGCCGAACGUUUGCCACAGACGGCCGAGCUGUUGUCAGCACGCACAAACCACGAGGAGCCAGCAGAUGAGUUCUUUAUCUGAUUCCUGCCACAGCAUAAGCUGGGAUGAGCUGAGGAAGGAGGCGCGUUGUGGAGGACGGAGCACCACACGGUAGCUCCAGCAGGGGGCGCUCCUCACCCACAGGUGUCUGGUCCCUGCAAGCGGCUUGACUGAUGGCGCAGCGCCG